AUGGUUACCGAGCCAUUUGCUACCUCUCUCCGGCAAGCCCUCACCGGAGAAGACCAACGUCGUUCAUUUGGAGUUAUUUGUGUGACUCCAGACCGGCACCCCGUCUCGGUUGCGGAUUUGGACGAGUACGCAAGACAACAAUGGGAAGGUGUGCUUGGAUACAUGGUCGGGAUGAGCUCGUUAAGUGGGGGACGAGAAGCCAUCACUCUAAGUAAAGGGGUUAAACAACUACUUCAAGCCUGCCACCUUGUUGAAAUACGAGAUCGAAGGGUUGAAAUCACGAAAGAGGGUUUCGCGUUCGUCCUGCAGGAUGUCAAUACCCAGGUCUGGCAUAUACUCAUAUUAUAUGUUGAGAACGCAGAGGCAAUCCACAUGGAGAGCGUCGAGGUCCUAUCAUUCAUUUUCUUGCUUAGUAGUCUUGAGCUGGGCCGGUCUUAUGAGAAGAAAGACCUCACACCAACCCAGCUUCGGACACUUGCUGACCUCACCGACUUUGGUAUCGUUUACCAGCAUACACCUACAUCGGGAUCAACUCGAUUUUACCCAACCCGGCUAGCUACCACACUCACAUCCGACUCUCUGGCCAUGUCAGGCCCAAUAUCAGGAGAAGCCACCGCCCCGGCACCCAGCGCAGGCCCCACAACAGCCACUGACGCAGGUACCGGGUUCAUAAUCAUUGAAACAAAUUACCGCCUGUACGCAUACACUUCCUCACCUCUACAAAUAUCACUCAUCUCUCUCUUCACAACACUAAAGUUCCGAUUUCCAAAUCUCAUCACGGGCAAAAUAACCCGUCAGUCCGUUCGUCGAGCUAUCGAAAUGGGCAUUACGGCCGACCAAAUCGUGUCAUACCUCACUACGCAUGCUCACCCCCAAAUGCGUAAAACAAAAAAAUCCACCUCAAACGUUUCAGCUUCAGUCUUGCCACCUACUGUCGUCGAUCAAAUACGGCUUUGGCAACUGGAACGAGAUCGAAUAAAAGCUACAUCCGGCUUUCUUUUCAAAGAGUUUGCCAACCCCGAGGAAUUCAAAGCUUUAUGCAAAUAUGCCGAGGAAAUUGGUGUACUGGUGUGGAGAUCUGAUUCUAAGAGGAUGUUUUUCGUUACUAGGCACGAACAAGUGGCUGCAUUUUUACGAAGUAGAGCAGCCUCUAGAGGUUAA
Molecule: messenger RNA, 1161 nt
Organism: Arthroderma uncinatum
Lineage: Eukaryota; Fungi; Ascomycota; Eurotiomycetes; Onygenales; Arthrodermataceae
Product: RNA polymerase II transcription factor B subunit 2
Exons: 1
Coding region: 1-1161 (386 amino acids)
Biological process (GO): nucleotide-excision repair
Cellular component (GO): transcription factor TFIIH core complex; transcription factor TFIIH holo complex
Molecular function (GO): double-stranded DNA binding; ATPase activator activity
Source: RefSeq, a predicted model, not a curated record